GAGACUGAUAGCAGCUUUCCAUUAACUGCUGCUCCUAUCAACAUGUUGCAUGCUGACAUCAAAGAAGAGGUCCCAGAAGAAAACAAUUCUGAUGUGGACCAGCAUCAGCUGCAGCUUCUCUACAUGAAGGAGGAAGGUGAAAGAAUAUGUGGCAGACAGAAAGGAGAGCAAGAGAAUUUGAAGGAGGAGACUGAAGAUACCAGGUUUCCAUCAACCGUUGUUAAUAUGAAGAGUGAACAGGAUGAAGAGAAACCUCCAUUCUCUAACUAUCAUCAACAGCUAACAGAAGUCAGAGAUUUUACAACCAGCCCUUCAGCUGACUGUAUAAAAGUGAACAUUACAGACGGGGACUCAAAUGUAGAUUCAAUGAAAAAAGUUCACUUAAGAAUCCAUGGAGGAGAGAAACCUUUUGUUUGUGAUGUAUGUAGUAAAAGUUUUUCCAACAAGCAAAUUUUAAAAGGACAUACAAGAGUCCACACAGGGGAAAAACCUUUUGAGUGUGAUAUAUGUAGGAGAAGAUUUUCUUGGAAGCAACCUUUAAAAAGGCACAUGAAAAUCCACACAGGAGAGAAACCCUUUAUUUGCGAUGUAUGCAGUAAAGGUUUUUCCGACAAGGAAUAUUUAAAAGCACAUACAAGAGUCCACACAGGGGAAAAACCUUUUGAGUGUGAUAUAUGUAGGAGAAGAUUUUCUUGGAAGAAACUUUUAAAAAGGCACAUGACGAGCCACACAGGAGAGAAACCUUUUGGUUGUGAUACAUGUCCCAAACACUAUUUCUCAAAGUCAGAGUUAAAUAGUCAUAUGAAAAGUCACAUCAGAAAGAAACAUUUUGGUUGUGAUAUCUGUGGGAGGAUAUUUUCCAGGAAGACAACAUUAGAAAAACACACAAGAAUCCACACUGGAGAAAAACCCUUUGGUUGUGAUACAUGUAGUAAAAAAUUUGCCAAAAAGUCAUCCUUAAAUAGUCAUAUGAAAACCCACACAGGAGAGAAAUCUUUUCAAUGUGAUGCUUGUGGAAAAAGAUUUCCUUUUAUGAAUGCUUUAAGAAGACACAUAACAACCCAUACAGGAGAGAAACCUUUUGAUUGUGACGAAUGUGGGAAAAGAUUUUCCAGAAAGACACAUUUAAAUCUGCACUUGAAAAUCCACACAGGAGAGAAACCAUAUACUUGUGUUGUAUGUGGGAGACGAUUUUCCUCUAAGGCACAUAUUGAAACACACAUGAGAACUCACACAGGAGAGAAACCUUUUGUUUGUAAUUUAUGUGGGAGAAGGUUUUCCAUAAAGUCGGUUUUAAAAUCACACAUGAGAACCCACACAGGAGAAAAAGCUUUUGGUUGUGAUGUUUGUGGGAAAGGAUUUUCUUCCAACAAAACUUUAAAAAAACACACAAGAAUCCACAGGGUGACAAACCCUUUGGCUGUUAUGCAUGUGAAAAAAGAUUUUCCAUAAAUGCACAUAUUAAAAGCACAUGAAACGUGUCAUAUCAUAGAAUGGGAUGGGAUAUGAUGACCAUACUUUGUUUUUGUAAGAAUUGAAUUUUAGAAGUAGCAUUUUGAAUUUUGAAAAACGUAGUUGUCUUAUUUUUUUGAAAGUCCUGUAAAAACAAAAUGACAACAGUCGAGCCUGCUGAAAACAAAUGCAUGGACUAAUUUUUCAAAGUCUUUUUGGGACAUCAAUCAUCUAAUGCUGGCAGUAUCUUUAUGUGAUAAUAAGCUGUCUUAAUGAUAAGUUUAAUUUUAUGGUUGUGAUUCAGAUCCCCGAUAUUGGAAACAUUUCUUGCUUUGUCUGAGUUUUUCAAGUCAAUGAAUUAAAGGAUGGCACUUGAUUAUGAUCUAUUCUGUUUUGGCCCAAAAAUCAAAACUUUAGUUUUCUUUGUGACGAAAAUUUUGACACAUCCAGGGGUUAAUAUGUUCAUUGCAAUCAAUAAGUGAUCGUACUGGACUGUAGUCACCUUGUCGUGUCAUCGGCCUAAUAGUAAUAGUGUAUUUUAUUGUUCUGGAGGGUAUAUAGAUAGAUCGAUAUAUAUAUACUUUAUUGAUCCCAAAAGAACAAUUUUAUUGAGCUUAGAUCUGUGGUGACUGAUGGAUACAAAAAACUUCUGUCUUAAAGAUCAAAUUUAACCCAGCUCAACAAUGUGUCAGAUAUAGAAACAAAAUUUGCUAGUCAUAGUAAAAAGUAAUCAACUGUGUUGAAUGUGGCACCAAGCUUGUGUAAAUCUAGAAUUCCGAUUUUGUUCCAAUCAGUAUUAAGUCCAAGAUCAUUGAAAACUCUCACGAGCAGUUUCAGUACUGUGAUGUUGACAAAAGCCUGAUUGAUAAACAUCAAAACUAUUUUUCAAGUUCACAAUUGGUUGAUAAUCGCAGGGGACUGCACAGUGUUCUCCUUAGGUGUGAGUGUGUGUGUGAAUGGUUGUUUGUCUCUGUGUUGUCUUGUGAUAGACUGA
Fundulus heteroclitus (mummichog) is the source of this 2446-nucleotide messenger RNA. RefSeq names its product gastrula zinc finger protein XlCGF26.1-like. Gene Ontology annotation, biological process: regulation of transcription by RNA polymerase II. Gene Ontology annotation, molecular function: RNA polymerase II cis-regulatory region sequence-specific DNA binding; DNA-binding transcription factor activity. The transcript has 2 exons. Bases 43 to 1452 code for a protein of 469 amino acids. The record is from RefSeq and is a predicted model, not a curated record. NCBI's taxonomy places the organism in Eukaryota, Metazoa, Chordata, Actinopteri, Cyprinodontiformes, Fundulidae.